Messenger RNA from Exophiala spinifera, 1602 nucleotides. RefSeq lists its product as uncharacterized. Bases 1 to 1602 code for a protein of 533 amino acids. Lineage: Eukaryota; Fungi; Ascomycota; Eurotiomycetes; Chaetothyriales; Herpotrichiellaceae. The record is from RefSeq and is a predicted model, not a curated record. The transcript has 2 exons.
AUGACCUGCGCGCACGGCGUGGCUCCCAUCUUGCUUCCUCUCACGAAUGUCACAAUCUCGAGCAAUGGAUAUACACAAACAAAGGGCAUUCAGACUGGCAUCGGGUCUCCAAGCCAGGUCUUCGCCCUUUGGCCCGGUACCCUUGUCAACAACAUAGUCGUCUCGAACUCGGCAGGUUGCACCUCUGCGACUAAUUACACCUGUUACGGCUCGAGUGGCGGCUCCUUCGACACGGCAAGGUCCAGCACCUACAACAUGAUGACUCUGGCGCAGUGGAAUGGUAGCCAUGACGAGCUUGAGGAAGCAAGGCUCGGCUCUUCGUUCAUUUAUUUCCAGGACAGCAUACGCCUCUCUGAUAACAGUCUCCUGCCGGGAUUCCCAAUAGCGAUGGCGCCGCCAAAUUAUGCCACACAGGGUUCGAUGGGUCUUGGCCCUGACUCGCCGUUUCUCCAGACUCUGUCCGAUCAGAACAUUGCACCAUCGCGAACAUGGGGCUAUUGGGCCGGCAGCGUGUCACUGCUCGAACCUCGAGACGGGCUCCUCGUCGUCGGUGGCUACGAUCAAGCACGCGUGGCCGAGGGUGCGACGUUUACAAAUUUCACCUCGGACCCAGAGUAUCUAGGCCACCUGACCAUGCGAGUAACCAACAUGACAUACGACGCCGGCGACGGACCCGUCAGUCUUUUCAACUCGUCGUCGCAGGCUUUCACUGCCCUCUUGAACAGCGCAGUUGGGUCCAACUCGUUGCCAGCAGACCUCUUUUACAGAUUCGCCGACAUCACCGACGCCAACAUCGACGAGGGCACUGCAAUCCUUUCCUGGCCGUCAUCCGAUCAUCCAACAGGCAAUCUCACCAUCACGCUAGACGAUGGCGGAGACGGGUAUCAUUACGAGGUACCGUUCUAUGAACUCUUCCUUCCCAGGAGAGGGUACAGCGACCAAGGCUCACUGGAAAUCACAAAUCAAAGCUUCACAUUCACAAGCACGGCCAACGCCGAUGUCUACAGUGCUGGCGUGCCCUGGCUGGGCUCCACCCUUUUCCAGUCGAAUUACAUAGUCAAUCGGGGCGACGGCACGUUCCAGCUCGCGCCUGUCAACAGGUCCGACUCGUACGCAAUCAGUUAUCCGAACGGCGUCGAUAUCCGACCGAUCUGCAAUGAGACAGCGCUCGCCACUGCAGGCGGCGGCAGCGGGAGCUCGCUGACUGGAGGGGCCAUUGCCGGUAUUGUCAUUGGAUGUAUCGCCGGUGCAGCACUGCUGGCUGGUUCCGUGGGCUACUGGUUCUGGCGGCGAAGGAGACAACAAAGACAGGCGGCCUCUUCAGAGGCCGCGGGUGCCGGUGCAACUGCACCUGGCUUGGUAGACCCAUCCGGCAAGGUUGAGCUGGAUCCUCAGUCGACCCAGUCGCCUGCGACGGCGACGCAAACCACUCCGGUAGAGCUGGCCCACGAAGACGCCAUGAAGGUCGAGUUGCCGGCCGGAUCGACGCCGAAGCCGAAAGAGAUGACAGAACUCCCAAGCGACACCGCCACCGUAAGCACCCUUCCUCCGUACUCGAAACAAGAGAUGGAGCCCGUCGAGUUGCCGGCGAAAAACCAUUGA